CCUCAAACAUAAAAAAAAAAAAAAGAAAAAUCAUAAAAGCAAAAUACGUGAUGGCUUCUUUCGUUAAAGAUACACAAGUGAAGCUACCAAGACCAACGCGAGUCAAGAACAAGACCCCAGCACCGCUCCAAAUCACAGCCGAGCAGCUCCUAAGAGAAGCUCGAGAGAGACAAGAACCUGAUCAGUUCCUGCCACCUCAGCAGAACAUCACCGACUCAGCCGAGUUUUCGGACUACAAACUCCGCCGUCGCAAGGAGUUCGAGGACCGUAUCCGCCGCCCAAGACCACCUAUCUAUGUAUGGUUAAACUACGCAGGCUGGGAAGAGUCUCUGAAAGAUUACGCACGUGCCAGAAGCGUGUGGGAACGCGCCUUGCAAGGAGACUACAAGAACUAUUCACUCUGGCUCAAGUACGCGGAGUUCGAGAUGAGGAACAAGUUUGUAAACUCCGCAAGAAACGUCUGGGACCGAGCCGUCACGGUUCUACCGCGCGUGGACCAGCUUUGGUACAAGUACGCGCACAUGGAGGAGAUGCUUGGGAACAUCGGUGGAGCUAGAGAGGUGUUCGAGCGGUGGAUGAAGUGGUCGCCGGAUCAACAAGGCUGGCUCUCGUUUAUUAACUUCGAGCUUCGGUACAAAGAAACCGAACGCGCAAGAGAUGUCUACGAGAGGUUUGUUCUUUGUCAUCCGAAAGCGUCUUCUUAUAUUCACUACGCAAUGUUUGAGGUGAAGGGAGGUGAAGUCGCACGCGCGAGGGAAGUGUACGAACGCGCCGUUAAGAAUCUUGGAGACUGCGAUGAAGAGAUCUUUGUAGCCUUUGGUGAGUUUGAAGAACGUUGCAAUGAAGUGGAACGUGCUAGGGAUAUCUACAAGUUUGGUCUUGAUCGUGUAGGAAGAGGAGAUGAGCUGUACAGAAAGUUUCUGGAGUUUGAGAAACAGUAUGGGGACAAGGAAGGUAUCGAUGACGUCAUUGUUAGGAAGAGAAGGUCUGAGUACGAGGAUCAAGUGAGGAAGAACCCUUUGAACUAUGAUGCGUGGUUUGAUUACAUUAGGUUAGAGGAAGAGGAGGGUUCCGUGGGGGACAAGGAAAGGGUCAGAGAAGUUUACGAGAGGGCGAUUGCUAAUGUUCCACUGGCUAAUGAGAAGCGUUACUGGAGAAGAUACAUUUACUUAUGGGUUAACUAUGCUUUGUAUGAAGAGAUUCAAGCUGAAGAUGUGGAGCGUGCACGGCAAGUAUACAGAGAAUGUCUGAAGCUUGUCCCACACGCAAGCUUUUCUUUCGCGAAAAUAUGGCUGCUCGCUGCACAGUUUAAGAUCAGGCAGUUGAAUAUCACCGCUGCUCGGAAGAUACUAGGGAAUGCUAUUGGUAUUGCUCCAAACAAGGACAAGAUCUUCAAGGAGUAUAUCGAGAUCGAACUUCAGCUGGGAGAGAUUGAUAGAUGCAGGAGACUAUACCAGAAGUAUCUCGAAUGGUCUCCUGAAAAGUGCUACGUGUGGUGCAAGUUUGCAAAGUUUGAGAGGUCCCUCGAGGAAAUAGAACGAGCAAGAGGUAUAUUCGAGCUUGCGGUAGCUCAGCAUGCUCUCGACUUGCCCGAGUUGGUGUGGAAAGCUUAUAUUGACUUUGAGAUGUCACAAGGGGAAGUAGAGAGGACACGUGCUUUGUAUGAGAGACUCUUGGAACGUACUAAACAUUACAAGGUUUGGGUUAGUUUUGCAACAUUUGAAGCUGGUGAACAAGAAGAAGGUGAUAUUGAACGCAAAAGAGAGUGCAUCAGACGCACUAGAGCGGUUUUUGACCGAGCCUACAUGUAUUACAAAGACCUUACACCGGAGCUGAAGGAAGAAAGGGCAAAGCUGUUGGAGGAUUGGCUUAAGAUGGAAGUGAGCUUUGGUAUGCUCGGGGAUGUUAGCAUUGUAGAGUCAAAGCUCCCUAAGAAGCUCAAGAAGAGGAAGUCAAUAACCGGAGAAGACGGUUCGGUAGAGUAUGUUGAAUACACUGAUUACCUGUUCCCUGAAGAGUUGCAGACUUUGAACCUCAACAUUCUUGAAGCUGCUUAUAGAUGGAAGAAGCAGAAGGUCAAUUCUGUGUGAGAUGUCUUUAAAUCCUUUGA
This is a messenger RNA of Raphanus sativus (radish), 2110 nucleotides long. RefSeq lists its product as uncharacterized. The coding region runs from base 51 to 2090 and encodes 679 amino acids. Gene Ontology annotation, biological process: mRNA splicing, via spliceosome; spliceosomal complex assembly. The record is from RefSeq and is a predicted model, not a curated record. NCBI's taxonomy places the organism in Eukaryota, Viridiplantae, Streptophyta, Magnoliopsida, Brassicales, Brassicaceae. Gene Ontology annotation, cellular component: precatalytic spliceosome; U2-type catalytic step 2 spliceosome; Prp19 complex. The transcript has a single exon. Gene Ontology annotation, molecular function: protein binding.